UGAGAAGCUUGAAUUUGAAAUCGGACUUCGCAAAUCAUGAAACUAGACCUUUCGAAAUAGAAAAUAGAACAUAGAUGAUGGCAUGAUGGCAUUGAAAUCAAAUGCUCCAACUAGAGCAUUCAUUCAACAAGUUUUAGUAAAGGAAUGGCUUGAGAGCUGCCACAAGGGGGAGCUACUGUCUGCUUUGAAGCAGCACUGGAAGUGUUAUGUACUGGUUGUAUUAGGACAUGGAUAUGACCCUGCCAAAGAGGACCGCCUGGCAGAAAAGUUUCUGUUCCGGCCUAUGGAGUAUUUCCUUUGUAAUGGUGACCCUGAAGUCAAGUUUAAGGAACUGAAGGAAAAGGACUGUCCAGCUCAGCUCUGUGGCAAAGUGUUUAAGUAUGGCGAGCCCACAUACUCAUGCAGGGAUUGUGCCAAUGACCCGACAUGUGUUCUGUGCAUAGACUGUUUCCAAAAAAGUGCUCACAAGAAACACAGAUACAAGAUGAGUACCUCAGGGGGAGGUGGGUACUGUGACUGUGGCGACAGUGAAGCCUGGAAGACCGCACCAUUCUGUAGUAACCACAAGGCUAAACAGCAGGAAACCUCUGGAGGGGAGAACCCUAUGGAGAAGCUGCCAGAUGAGCUAACAGACCGAGCCAGUGCCCUACUGAUGGCCGUGCUGCGUUACACGAUGGAGAUGCUGACAUGGGACCAGUGUGACAACCUGCCCCCAGACCUCCAGCCGGAGGGAGAACUCGAAGACAGCUACAUCACCAUGCUAUUCAACGAUGAAGUUCACACUUACGAACAGGUGAUCGUCGCUCUACAGAGGGCUGUGGAUUGUACCCAGAAAGAGGCUGUCGAGUUCGCUACCACUGUGGACAGAGAGGGAAGAAGCAAUGUGAGGAGUGGCAAUUUUUCUUCUUGUGAAAAAGCUCGCAAUGUAAUAGAGCAUAACACCUCCCGUCAUGGUAACAAGCCCCUGAAGGUACAGGUGAUGCACACUAUCGUGGUAGCCCACCAGGCAUUUGCCUUGAAAGUCAUCCAGUGGUUGCAGACCAUCAUUGCUAAGUCAGAUGGACUACGCCACUUGUUCUGUGUCCUGAGCAUGCAGCCCCAGGAGGACGGCCAGUCUAUCAUGGAGAAGCUCCUUCUGAUUGAUACACAGCUGUGGAAAGUGGCGAGGGUAAACAACCACCAACUUAUCAUGGCAGGUGUGUUAAUGGAUCUGGAGUGUAAAAAACAGUUUGCUAUUCUCUUCACCAAGCAUUACGCAACGUUGGUGAGGGAUUUUAUUCGGGACGACCACUAUCGCUCAGUGUCCAUUACCUCUCUCUCUGUACAAAUAUUUACAGUCCCAACAUUGGCACGGAUGUUGGUUACGGAACACAACCUGCUUGAUGUCAUUAUGCAGUCCUUCCUCAAGUGUUGUGAGGAGAAGAAAAAUAACGAGGGGAAGCUGGCUUUUGACCGUGGGGAUAGGAAUCAAGCUUUUAAGAGAGCCUGCUACAUGCUGUAUGAUAUGAAAUAUGCCCUCACCUGUAAACCAUCAGAGGAGGAGUGGACAGAUAAGUUGAGAGAAAAUUUCCUCAAGGGUUUACGAUCUUUCCUGUCUCUUCUCAAAAUGAUGCAGAGUAUGGAUGCAGUCAUCCGACAGACCGGUACCCACCUGGAGUACGAGCCUGAGUGGGAGGGAGCAUUUAACUUACAGCUCAAACAAGAUGAUAUCAUCGCUGAGUUCAUCAACUGGUGUGGCCAGGAUAAAGAAACCCUGAUAGGUGCUUACAAGAUCACCAUGGAGAUUUUGUCACAGUGUAAAGACAAACCAGCAACGGUGAAGCAUAAGUUCAAAACAGUGGCGGGAUUCAAGGCCAAGUGUGUGCAGUACGAUGUGUCUAGUCAACAUGUGUCCAUACACCUCCCACUCACACGGUUCAUGGCAGGACUCCACCUACAUCUUGAGAAGCAUGGUCUCAACUUCAACUCUCCAGAACUGGCCAUGGAUAGUUUGACUCCAGUGGACCUGAUAGAACCACCCCUUCGAGUGCUGGUGAUGAUUGCUCAAACCCAGGCUAACAUGUGGCGCCGCAAUGGAUACGGACUUCUCAACCAGAUAUUUUUCUAUCACAAUGUGAAAUGUCGAAGGGAGAUGUAUGACAAAGAUAUUGUUAUGCUGCAGGUGGGAGCCUCUGUGAUAGACAGCAAUGAAUUCCUGAUUCAUCUACUUAACAAGUUUAAUCUGCUGGCCUGGGCCAAUCCAGAGUAUGAUGUGCCAGGAAGUCAAGAAGACAUGAUUAAACAGACAGUGACUUUAGCAGAGGAAUUCCUCAAUAUCCUCAUCAUUAUCAUAGGCGAGCGCUAUGUGGAGGGCAUUGGUAACGUGACAAGUGAAGACACAGUUCAAAGGGAGAUCAUCCACCAGCUGUGUAUAUCACCCAUGGCCCACAGUGAGCUGUCCAAGGCUCUCCCUGAGGAUAGCAAUCAUGAGACUGGCAUUGAACAGGUUAUCGACCAAGUCUCUACAUUCAAGAAGUCAGCAUCAAACUCUUCAGGGCGAUUUGAACUGAAGAAAGAGUCGUACCAAGAAUAUAGCAAGUACUUCUAUCACUACAGCCGUGCUGAGCAAUCUAAGUCAGAGGAGGCCCAGAUAGAGAGAAAGAAGCAUGAAAAUGAAGGUCAAGCCCUGCCACCUCCAGUCCCCCAGGAAUUUAAGCAGAACUUUCAGCCUAUUACCAACCUUCUUCAGUGCGACUUAAUGCUGUACUUGAUGCACCUGUUACUGCAGAGGACAGCUGCCAAACGGUCAAGAUCUUGGUCAGAGGGACAGCUGGACAGGAUCUUAUAUAUCAUUGGUCUGGCCCUGUUGGAACAGAGGAGAGCUAUCACCGAGGGAGACAACUCAUUCAACUUCUUGUCCAAAGCCCUUGAUGAUGAAAAGAACAUAAUGAGCAUAAUGGAAGGACUGGUUGGCAGUGCCAAUUUGACCCAUGAAUCAACCAAAGAUCUUCUAACAUGGACACUUAAGCUAUUUUUGGAAGUGCGUAAAAUGAAAAAUGACCCCGUCAGUAUGGACACAUUAGACCAACUCUCCAGUUGUACCAACCAAAAUCAUGAUGAAACAAAGAAACUGAAGGCCAAGAUGGCUGCCAAACGACGUGCAAAAAUCAUGGCGCAGAUGUCAACAAUGCAGAAAAACUUUAUCAAAGAAAAUGCCGAGUUAUUCCAGAGUGCUGAAGCUGAACUGAGUCGGACAUCAUCUGAUAUGGACAUUAGUGAUCUCCAGAGUGGAGGCUUCCCCGUGGCUCUGGGAAAGAAGAGGAGUAAGGUGGUCAGUCCUGUUCCCUGUAAAGGAAUGUGUAUUUUGUGUCAGGAAGAACAGGAAAUCAAACACAGUGGCCGUGCAAUGGUCCUGGCAGCAUUCGUACAGAGGUCUACGGUGCUAUCCCAGUGUCGGAGUAAGGUUAUAUCUAAGGAAGACAACCAUGACUACCUGUUCAGUCCUUCUGAUCUCACUACAGGCACUUACACUAGCUCCUGUGGCCAUGUGAUGCAUUUUGACUGUUGGCAGAGGUUUUUCGAUGCCGUGGUGAUGAAGGAGAGGAGGCGGCCAAUACGGUUCCGUUCCAACCUGAGUUAUAACAUCGACCAGAAUGAGUUCCUGUGCCCUCUCUGUGAAAGUAUAAGCAACACUGUGAUACCUGUUGUUCCUUCUCUACCUUCUCUUAUCCAAGACAGCAAUAAAGAUAAUGUAAACCUGACAUUCAAUGACUGGCUGGACGGUCUACAUAAAUCUGUUCAAAGUAGUAGAAAGGACAAGGAGGACAAGGAGGCCAAAGACAUGGUCGCCUAUGAGUUUGAGCCUUCUCCUCUACAUGCAAUAACCAAGAUGAUGGCUGAGAGUGUGGCCAUUAACUUCAAGCUUCUGUGGCAGACGUUCCAAAACGACAGUACCCUAUUUGCUCAAAGUUUGACUGAUAUGGUGAAGAAGUUUGGCAGGGAUGUCUACUCGUUUGGUUUGAAUGUGGAACCUGAUGAUGGAAAUGUGAGAGUACCUCUCAUAGCUUGGUCAUCUUGUGCCUUCACUUUACAGUCCAUAGAACAACAGCUCAACAUGGAAGAGAAACCCCUGUUUGGAUCACUGUCCUCACGCCAGUCUGACUGCCUCGCCUCUCUUAUCAAGUUCGCCUGUGUCUUCAGUCAAGUGAUCCCUCAGGACCUAGUCAAGCAGCACUGCCUACGACUGCUUUCUGCUCUAAUGCCUGAGAAAGAGAAGAAAAGGAAGGAUGGCCAGAGUUUACUGGACAUUGACAUGUUUGACUACCUGCUGACCUUGACUGUGACCUUGCCGUCACUGUAUGCAGAUAGUCGGGUUCCUUCUAUGAGUUCUAUACCUACAGGCGGGCUGGGGGAUCAUCACACCCUCCAGCUGGUGCUGACUGCUCAUAUAGUCCAGAUAAUGCUCACCUGUGAUAUACCCUCUCAAGGAAUGAUGGAGAUAGAAGCUGAUAGCGAAGGUGAAGCCUUACUCAGGAUCUACACUCAUAUCAGGAAAGAGGCUAAGAUGGAAGGAGAGAACCAACCUCAACCCUGGCAACUCAGCCAGUACCUACGGAAAGCAUGUCUGCCAUUCCUGCGAUGUGCAGCCCUACUGUAUCGACAGAUCACAGAGGUACCAGCUCCCAGCAGUCUUCAAGAGUUGGAGGAUGAUGAGUUUGAGCCACUCUGUCGUUACCUGGCUCUCCCUCAACACUUGUCUACGCUGUUUGAAAGUCAGGGAGAUAUCAUCAACAGCUUGGUCAAACAGUGGUGCCACAAUGACAAUAUUGGCAGUCAGAUGAUGACGGCCAGCAGUGAGAAGGUCGUCUGUUACCCACUUAAAGUUAACCGGUUGGUCACGCUGCCUGAGGAUUACAGUGAACUCAUCAACGAGGUCUCAUCUUUCACCUGCCCCAAGUCUGAUGGUGAUGAGAGUCGAGCACCCACUAUGUGCCUGGUGUGUGGUAAGAUGCUGUGUUCUCAAAGCUAUUGCUGUCAGGCUGAUGUGGAUGGAACCACAUGUGGAGCUGCUACAGAACACACAGUUUCAUGUGGUGCCGGCAUUGGAAUAUUUCUCAGGGUGAGAGAAUGUCAGAUUCUACUUCUGGCAGGUAAAUCUAAAGGCUGUUUUGUACCAUCUCCUUACCUGGACGUGUAUGGGGAAACAGAUCAGGGUCUCAGGCGUGGGAAUCCUCUGACGUUGUGUAGGACGAGUUAUAAAGCCCUGGAGAAACUCUGGUUCACCCACUCCAUCCCAGAGACUAUAGCUCACAACCUGGAAUCUCACAGUAACCUCCUCACCAUUGACUGGCAGCAUCUAUGACGGCUGUGAUUUAGAUAUUGGAUUGUUUGACUCUCUUCUUCCGUGUACUGCUCAGGACUGUAUCGGUGACCUUCAAUGAACCAAUGCCCACUGAAAAUUUGUGAUCAUUUAUAUGGUAUAUUGGUUUGUGGCACCUCGUAACUGCUACGGAAUUUCUGAGAUGCAGUACGUAUACCCUUUAGGGAUGUUUGACAUUUGACAGCUAAUGCCUGCAGUGAUAAAAAUAAAUCACCGGAAGUUUUGCUUAUUGAUAUUUUCGCUAGCGAUUUCUACCUCUAUUUAAAGGGACAACUGGUACAUUUUGUUCUAGACACACACAGUAAUCACUGAUACUGUAUUGAAUGUUUUGGUAUUGGUAGUCCUUACCUGGUAGUUGGUAGACGGCCAAUAUUUAUACAUACCAACUCUGGGUAAAUAUGCAUGUAUAGUGGGUGAAUAAGCACGAAUAAAUACAUGCCACACAAAUUUAAGAGAUUAAUUAAUAUAACUGAGUUCUUUUAAUUUCUUUUACCACAGUAUAGUACACUGUGAUAUUUAACUAUUUAUCACACUUCAUACCACAAUACACCUAGAACAAUAUCUGUGACUUUGACUAUUGUUGAUUUAUGCAGAAGUCUACUUGAUAUGAUAGGAAUUCAAUAGAAAUUUAGUUUUUGUUUGUUUAUUUGCAUACCUGCUUUGCCUUGAUAUAUUGAUUUCUGGAAAUUGUGGAGCAUAUAUGUACACAGCAUAAUACAUAUAUAGUGCAUAACUUUGUAUCAGUCCUCUGUGAAGAACUGGUAAUGCUGCACGCCUAAAGAUACUACAUGAAGUGAGCAGUCAUUAAUUAACGAUGUUCGUAAAAAGAUUAACUUAUUGAUUAAUUAAAGUUAUGUAAUAUGGGUAAUACAUAUUAGGUGGCAUAGUACCUACUUCAGGUAUUGUGAGAAAUAGGAAAAUUGUUCUGUUUAUUUCAUUGUAAUGGAAGCCUAUUAUUAAUUUGUCUUUGGCUUUAUAAUAAUAAAUUGGUAUCUCUUGGAGUUGAACAGAGUGCUGAGAGGGUGUGCACUUCUGGGGAACUGUGAUACGGGCCGGGACAUAUACCAAUAUAAUAAAGGGACACUUUUGGAGAAUAUAGGUAUGGCCAGGGACCUACACCGAGACAAUGGAGGGACCCAAAGGGGAGUAGAGGUACAGGCAGGGACCUACACCCAGACAAUGGAGGGACCCUAAGGGGAGAAGAGGUACAGGCAGGGACCAACUCCCAGACAAUGGAGGGACCCUAAGGGGAGUAGAGGUACAGGCAGGGACCUACACCCAGACAAUUAAGGGACCCUAAGGGGAGUAGAGGUACAGGCAGGGACCAACUCCCAGACAAUGGAGGGACCCUAAGGGGGGUAGAGGUACAGGCAGGGAGCUACACCAGACAGUAUAGGGUGUAGGGACCUUUUAGGGGAAUACAAGUUUGGGCAAGGACCUGCACACAAACUAUAGAGGUACACUUUUGGGGAGAAGGAGGGAAUACUGUUUUUGGGAGAAGAAGGGAAUACUAGGGGGAAUAGAGGUACAGGCAGGAACCUAUAUCCAGGCAAUGGAGAGAACCUAAUGAGGAAUAGAGGGCAGGGACCUACACCCAGACGGGGAAUACACAGGCUAGGGUUGUGUACUGUUACAGCACAGAUAGACUUGCUGGAAUCCACACUGAUAUUCUAUACUGCACUUCAAUCUAGAAAUAACUUGUAACCCUAGUACCCUGUAAUUGGACUAUACUUUAAAAGUGUAAAACAACAAUAACUAUGUAAGUUGUAUGAACAUGUUAUUGCUAUCAUGACAUCAUGUGUUACUUUUUGCCAAUAUUUGUAAUUUAUCUUUAGUCUAAUUUUACGUUUUGCAAUUUCGUAGAUAUCAAUAUUUGAUAAAUCAAUGAUAGUAAAUGAAAUCAAUUAUGUGGAUUCUGGUAACCUGUCAAUAUUUGAAAGAACAACCUGGAAUGUUUUGCCCCAUUUGUACUCCCGAGUUUACCACUAAGAUUGUUUUAUCUCGAAGACACAAUAACUCAGGACUUGUGUGUGUUAUACCAUGGCACUGUGCAAAUUGUGGCCCGAAAUUAUCACUGAAUCUGUUUACUUCUUCUACAUAUUACUCUGGAAUUUGGUGUGUUAUGCUUGGUUCUGUGCUAGCUGUGACCACAGACAUAACACCCAAUAAUUUAUGAGAUUUAGCCCUUCAGUUUAUCACAAAGGUCACUAUAUCUCAGGACAUAGAUUCAUUUUAAGUGCUAUUUUGUCUUUACCAUAGUGCAUUAUUUGAGUUACUUGUACAUGCCACUAAUGUUUGUUAUAUUCGUGAACUUCAUGUACUAAAUCAUAUAUAUUGGACUUGGGGACUUGAAUAUUUUUGUUUGUUUGAACUCUUAUUUUAGGGUGCUUUGUUUAAGAUAGUCUUGAUAAGUUAAACAGUUUUGGUUACUGAGAAACUCUACAACAAAAGUAAGUGAAAAUGUGGAGUUAAUUCCUAUGUUAAGGUUAAGCGAUUCAGAUUCAAUGUACAGGUAUGUCUGACUGGCCUUAGAGAGCCCUUUUCUUUGUCAAUUCAGUUUGGCACAAGAGUGCCCCUGCAGACUCCCAGACCCUCCAGUCCUUUAGACACCAGAGAGCUCUUUGAAAAUUAUCUUGUUUGUUUUUUAAAUGCGUCAUCAAAAUUCAGAUAAGUAUUCCCAAAUAUUUAACGACAGUAUGAAAGAAAAACAUUCUUUCAAAUCCCAGAUAGAGUCAGAAUGAGUAUCACUUAAAGCGGGACUCGGGGAUGUUUGAAUAAAGGAAAGAAAGAGAAAUUCAGUGAUAAAAUCGCUGGAAAGAAAAGUGCUUUUCUCCACAGUGGUUUGUUUAACAAAAAAUGUGCCAAAUUAAAAGUUAAAUAAUAUAAAAAAGUAAAGUACAUCAAAUGACCAAAGAGAAUGCCAAUCAUUGGGUGUAACUCAAAGUGAUCCAUAUAAAUAACCUCAAUGAUGUUCACUGUAUUCUGAAACUGCCAUUAUCCGUCACAGAUGUUUAUACUUAUUUUGUAGUUUCAACCAACUCUCUAUAUGAACGUAAAACUAGAAGUAGAAACAUCUCACUUUUAGGAAUAUAUAUACAUGUAAUAACAUUAUCAAGCUUGAAUUAUGUAAUCUAUAGAUGCUUCUUCAUUUUGGUUCGGUUUCUUGAAACAUCUGAACAUUUACCCCCCUAUUAUUCUGAUGUAAUCUAAAGCAUGUUUGUGACACCAAGGCCUUGUACUACCAUGAUGUUAUAGAGUCAGAUCCAUGUAACAGGUUAGGUAACUUUCCAGUCAGUGAAUGAAAGUGCCCUCUUGGCUAUCCUAAUACAUUUAAAAGCCGAGGAAUAUGCAUGUGUGUAUUGAAUUUAAUUUAUUUUUAAAGAAAUAUUGUUUUAAUGAUUAUGUUGUUAAAUGAUAUGGACAAUAAACUGCAGUACAAUUUCUCUGACUAUUUCUGGUAGGGCGGUGCACACUGUUUUAUCACAUGCUGUGAAGCCUGUUAGUGUGAAUUUUAAAUGGGGAUGGAAGUGUUGGAGAUUGAAUUAAGUGCUGGUCCCCACUAGCAGGACUGGAGUAGGCUCUGACUACUAGGAUUGAAGCACAUGUUAAGGUUGCGUUUGUUUACUUAAAAAGCGUGGGCCUACUAUUAUUAUGUUAUAUGAGAAUACAGUGUUGUAGGUUACAUGUGUACAUAUUAAACUAUGCCUUUAUUAUGGCUUCCUC
Molecule: messenger RNA, 9082 nt
Organism: Mizuhopecten yessoensis (Yesso scallop)
Lineage: Eukaryota; Metazoa; Mollusca; Bivalvia; Pectinida; Pectinidae
Product: E3 ubiquitin-protein ligase UBR2-like
Exons: 47
Coding region: 83-5341 (1752 amino acids)
Biological process (GO): protein ubiquitination; ubiquitin-dependent protein catabolic process via the N-end rule pathway
Cellular component (GO): ubiquitin ligase complex; cytoplasm
Molecular function (GO): ubiquitin protein ligase activity; zinc ion binding
Source: RefSeq, a predicted model, not a curated record